AUGGAGGUAAAAAACAAAACAAAAUCGUUUCUUGGUGUUAUACUUACUGAUCCAUCGAUGAAGCUAUCUAUUAUUUUUAUUAUUGUCUCUGGAAUAAUAUGGUUUUUUCCAUUUUAUAAAGCUCUUUUGUAUAUAAUUUUUAAAGAUUAUUCUAAUAUAUCUUCUGCUAAUAAUAAAUUUUAUGAAUACAUUACAAAUAUAGUAAUUAUUAUUACAUAUUAUUAUAUUUUACGUAAAAAAAACAUUGGUGGUACAGCGAAAAAUGUUUUAGUGAAUAAAAAUAAAUUGAAAGGAAAACGUAUUUUAGUAACUGGUGGGUAUAAGGGUAUAGGUUUAGCAGCUGUUAGGGAAUUUUUAAAAUUUGGUUGUGAAAUUAUUUUAGCUUGCAAAUCAAUAAAACACAUGGAACUAGUUCGUUCAGAUUUAUUGACAAAAUUUCCAGAUGCUAAAAUUUAUUGUGUUGAAUUAGAUUUAGGAAGUUUUCAAAGUAUAGAAAAUUGUUCAAAGUAUAUAUUAAAUAAUUUUUCCAAAAUAGAUAUAAUAGUUAAUAAUGCUGGGUUUUUGAACCAAAAAGUCGAAUAUAUUAAUAGAUUAGAAUCAUCAUUUUUCAUUAACUAUUUUGGUCAUUUUUAUUUAACUAAGUUAAUGUAUGAACUUAUCUUGUCAUCUGACACAUUAAUUGUUAAUUUAAGUAGUAUAGCCCAUUGUAUAUUAAAGGAAUCAGAUGUAAAUUAUGAUUUUAUCUAUGAAAAAAAUUCAAAAAAUACAAAAGUAAAUUUACUUUACAGAAAAGAAUAUAACUUUUCUAAAUUAUGUAUGCUUUACUUUACACAACAAUUGCAAAAAAGAUUAGAAAAUGAAAAAACAAAAGCUUGCUCAGUAUCAAUUAAUCCAGGUCUAGUUAAAACAGAACUUUUCAGAUAUGAACAUUUUUGUUUUCGACCAUUAUGUAAAAAUAUUUUUUUUGUCAAAACACCUUUACAAGGAGCCCAAAGCAUUUUAUAUGUAUGUUUAUUAGAUAGAGAAAAUUUGGCAAAAGGGUGUUAUUAUUCAGAUUGCAAAGUAGAUUACAUUAGAACCUAUGCAAAUAAUCAAAAAAAAUCAGAGGAAUUGUGGGAAAUUUCUGAAGAAAUAUUAAAAAAUAAAACAAAAUAUUGUUCAAACAAUUAA
Molecule: messenger RNA, 1170 nt
Organism: Plasmodium relictum
Lineage: Eukaryota; Apicomplexa; Aconoidasida; Haemosporida; Plasmodiidae
Product: oxidoreductase, short-chain dehydrogenase family, putative
Exons: 9
Coding region: 1-1170 (389 amino acids)
Source: RefSeq, a predicted model, not a curated record